AUGGGUGCAAUUUAUGCUCAUUGUAGGCUGAUGUGGCACAUUGUAGUUCUCCAAAACCUGUCUCUCGAUUUGAUAUCUGCGUUACAAGCUCUCCCGGCGUCCCGUGCAUUACGCUCUGUCAGCGGUAGCAAAAACCUCUUCAGUGACUUAUUGAGACUGAGUUCGACUAUCAACUCUGAUAACUAUGACCUUGAAGGGCUAAUACCAUUGUUUGCUGCGAUGCUCAACAAUGAGCAAGAUGAGAAAAUUUGGGACAAAGUCUAUGCUAUUGCAACGGAAUCGACAACCCCCCCUACGACCCUUGCCUCUCCUGAGCCGAACUCCGAAGAGCUAGACUCAAUAUACAUUGGCGUUCCGGGCUUCUUCGAAGCAUAUUUUGGAGGAAUAGAUGGAUUAGACAAUAUCUGUGCUACGGUGGGAGGUGGUUGGCGGGACUGGCCCAACAUCUCUAAAGAAAAAGAUGUGCUUGCCUGGCUGACUCAUCUCGUCGAUCGAAAGCUAGAUGUUGGUUUUAUAUGCCAAUCUGACCUAAACGAUAGCUCCAGGUAUCACUGGUCACAUGUUCUAGUUCUAGGUGAACUAAAGAGUAACCCAAGUGCCGAUACGGCCUCUAGGACAUGGCGUGAUUUGGGGCGUUAUGCAAGGGAGGUCUUAACGAUUCAAGAUACUCGUCGUUUUACGCUAGGCUUUACAUUAUGUGGGCCCAACAUGCGACUCUGGGAGUUCGACCGUGUCGGGGCAAUGGCGUCGUCCUCCUUCGACAUCAACAAGGAUGGGCUUCAGUUUGUUUCGGCCACGUUGGGUUUUCUUACGAUGAACGAUGAACAGUUAGGGUAUGACCCAAGCAUCAUAUCUACAUCUGACGGGAAAAGCUACAUUGAGAUUCAACGCGAUGGACAUUACGAGCGUCUUAUCCUUGAAGGGCUGAUGAAGAGAUCUGCAUGCGUUGCUGGCAGAGCUACAACUUGCUGGAAAGCCCGUCGCGAAGGAGACAAGACAAAUUCUCCACUUGUUAUCAAAGCUUCAUGGCAAUAUCCAGAGAGAGAAGAAGAGGGGAAACUUUUACAGGAAGCGACGGAGAAAGAGGUUGUUAAUGUAGCCAGAUAUUACUAUCAUGAAACCGUUCGGGUGAAUGGAGAAAUCGACAAUAUUCGCAACAAUGUUCGGAAGGGAUUGGAUGUCACGCAGUCCACGAACUUUCGACCAAUGCGGUAUGAGCUGCCCUCAGCUGCAAGUGGCACAGCAGGAAUAGAAAGAACCGGUCGCUCUACAAGCACGACCGGCCAGAAAAGGUCAUCUAGCCAAGCCAGCGCAAUACUGCCACCAAAGAAACGCCCUUGCUCAAGCUCGCCUUCCAAAAGUGUGCGUGAUACCAAUAUACAGGAUAGGGUACAUCGUCGAGUUAUUGUCAAAGAUUAUGGUCUACCCAUAUAUAGAGCAAGCUCACGCGUCUCGCUACUACGUGCACUUGAGAAUUGCAUAGAAGGCUACCAGUCUUUGCAUACGAAAGCAGGACUUUUACAGGGUGACGUCUCGACUGGGAAUCUUAUCUUGAAUGAAGACGUAGGAAAUCCGUCAUGGUCAGCGUUUCUCAUCGACCUGGAUCUAUCUAUCGAGAAUCAUCGAGAACGACCAUCUGGAGCUAGAGGGAAGACAGGGACGAGGGCAUUCAUGGCAAUAGGUCUACUUCUGGGAGAGCAACAUUCAUUCAGGCAUGACCUCGAAUCUUUCUUUUGGGUACUCUUCUGGAUAUGUAUUCACUACAAUGGUCUAGGCCAAGAGCUGGCUCGUUCUAAGCAAGGUAUAGUUGCUGACGAAGAGGAUUUUGUUAAGAUUGCAAGUGAGUUGUUCUCACCAUACUAUCAAGCAUUGGUUCCUUGGGUCAAUAGGUUGCGCCGAGUGGUAUUCCCGGGAGGUAUGCGGAGAAAGAAUGACGAUACGCAUCUUUAUAGUCAGAUGAAAAAUAUCCUUCAAGAAGCAGUUAGUGAUCCGAAAGUAGGACGCUAG
Aspergillus caelatus is the source of this 2007-nucleotide messenger RNA. Its product is annotated as protein kinase family protein. NCBI's taxonomy places the organism in Eukaryota, Fungi, Ascomycota, Eurotiomycetes, Eurotiales, Aspergillaceae. The transcript has 8 exons. The record is from RefSeq and is a predicted model, not a curated record. Bases 1 to 2007 code for a protein of 668 amino acids.